CAGGCGCGCUUCUUCUUUCUGUGCGCUCUACUGAGUGUUUGCAUUGUGUCUGAAUUGCCGGCGAGCUUUAAAAAAUAUUAUACCCACCGCGGCAAUGUCGGGCAGGUCGGUCCGAGCCGAGACCCGGAGCAGGGCGAAAGAUGACAUCAAGCGGGUUAUGGCGGCUAUUGAGAAAGUACGAAAAUGGGAGAAGAAAUGGGUGACAGUAGGGGACACAUCCCUGCGCAUCUACAAGUGGGUCCCGGUGACAGAGCCCAAAUCCGACGAUAAAAACAAGAACAAGAAGAAGGGUAAGGAGGAGAAGUAUGGUUCGGAGGUGACCACCCCAGAGAACAGCUCCUCUCCAGGGAUGAUGGACAUGCAUGACGACAACAGCAACCAGAGUUCCAUCGCCGACUCCUCCCCUGUCAAACAGGAAACCAGCUGCAGCACUAGCCCCGCCCCCGAGCCCAGCGUCGCAUCCCAACGCGAAGGCAGCGAGACCAAGAGUGACCAAAGCCCUGACAGUAAGAGGGCAGGCAAGAGUCUCCCCUCCACAGAAACCUCAGAGAGACCAGCAAGCGUGAAGAGAGACAGCCAGUCUUCCUCAGGGGAGAAGGAGCCAUCAGACAGCAGCAGCAAAGCCACUCAGGACCUGGAGCAGGAGGCCCCACCAACCAAGAAGAGCAAACAGGAGUCUUCGUCUCAGGACACAGAGGAGAGUUAAAUGUCCCGCGCUAAAAUGUUCCUCUCCUCCAUCCUCUCCUCCUCUUCUGUACCUCCCUCUGUAGGCCCCCAGUCUCUGUGGGAGAACGGACAUCACCCCUCCAAUCCCCCUCUCUCUUCCCUCACCUCCUUCCCACCAGAGGGAGAAGGAGCUUCUAUCUCUCCCCCUCCCCCUCCCUCACCCCCCUUGCCCAUUACAGUCCUCUGUAAUAGAGGGAGAAUGGACAUUUACCUCUUUUCACUGAACCCUCCCUGCUUCCUCACAAUCUCCCUCUCACUAAUGCUAAUAGAGGCUCUGGUCAACUGGCUGUAGUCCCCUCUGUGACCAGCGGUGGCGCUGUGUGCACAGGCCAGCACACGAGGAACACUGACCUGCACCUGUGACUGAAAACACACUGAUGAUGGGAUGUGACGCUGGAACCCACACAUCAAUCAGAUGACUUCUACGCAAGGCCUCUUUAAACCUCCCACUAACUCACCUCCUGUUGGUCCAAAAAUCCACGCUGGUUUAGAAUACAUUUAGUCUUAUUAUUUUACCCAAACAAAUAUUUCUUUCUUUUUUUUUCUUUUCUUUUUUUUCGCUCAGGAGGGUCAAUGCACUGUUAAGGAAUAUCACGAUCUAUCACAGAUAGUUUUUGCUGCUGUAGUGGAUUUCUUUUUUUCUUUCUCCAUGUUUCUUUUGCCAGUUGUAUUUGAUCAGCUAGUUAGAAAGAACACAGGUACUGGUGGAGUUUCUGUCCAAGAGUAGAGGCAGGCUUGUGUUACCAUGGUUGUGUUACCAUGGUUGUGUUACCAUGGUUUUGUUACCAUGAUACAACAUACUUAGUAGGUCAAAUGGCUUAACGACAUUUUUGGUGCCAUGUUUAUUUUUUUUGUGUAUUAUAUAUAUUUUUUGCCUUAUAUUUUUAAUAGGUCAUUAUUGAAGUGACACUAAUAAUUUCAUUCAAUACUUACAUUCAUCUCUACAGUUAAAUGUUAAUGCGUUAAUUCGUUAAUGCAAUCUUUUUUUAAUUUUUUUUUAUACCCGGUGGAGAUCUUCCUGUAAACAGUGGAAUCUCCUGCUACUCCUGUUGCUAGUCAGUUUCAGCUUCAACUCCCUAGUUUUACAUUACAAUGUAGUCGGCUUCAAUAAGAAACAGGCUUAAACUGGCCCGCAGGUUACGGUUUCUGACUUGGUCCGCCGUUUCCGUCAACUCUGUAAAUGUACUGUGUGUUACUUUUAACGAUUUUACCUAUAAACAGCGCAUAGCCCUCAGCGGGGAAGCGGAUCUUGUCAUUCGAGGUCUAGCUCCCUGCCUCUUUUAAGGUGCUGUCUUUUGGCCGAAUCCGUAGGUGUAGACGUGACACUAAAACAGAUCUUCACUUUUUUUUCGUACUUCUAUUUCCCAUUGAUAUCACUCUGUGGUGAAUGUGAAAGUUAGCGCAAGGAUUCGGCCAUAUGACCUCCAAUGUCCAACCUCAAACCUAUUUAUAUGAUUUGGGUGCAUCAAUUAAUAUAAACAUGUUUAUGUUCCAUUAAAUAAGUUUCACUGCAAGUCAGUGACUGGACAUGGCAAAAAUGAGCAUUACUUGAUCAGAUGAUGCCAGUGGACAGAUCAAAUCAUCAGUUGCAUGGAUGGAUGGAGAGAACUUUUAACUGUCUCAGUUUAGAGGGUGGCUUAGCAUAUACCUCAUUCCCAGUCCAUCAGAGCUGGUACUAAAGAUGCUAUGUAUUAACAUUAACCGUUAUAAAAGCAUUAUGUUCACUCAGUAAAAAAAAAAAAAUCUCAUUUAUGUUUUAGCUUUCACCGGAUUGAGCCAAUUGCUUAGUUAAACUCUAAAUUCAGUGUGUAGAAAGAAACCGCGACAGAGCUGUGACAUGACAACACGUAGGCUAUCAUCUGGGGGACCAUGUUUCAGUUUAGAAUGAUCUUGUACAGAUUUAUGGUUUGGUUUGAAUUAUUUAUUCCAUCAGUAGUGCUUGGUUUUUUAUCAUGUUUAAUGGUUUUGUUUUAUUAAUAAAAAGUCACAAAACAUUUACCUCACGGUUUCAGUGUGUGCGUGUUCAAACUUUGUGCUUUGAGAAUUAUUUAGAGAGGAGUCUGAGGUGAGUGUUCAAAUUUUUUUGUGCGCUUCAGCUUUCUCAACAACUCUGCUUUUGUGUUUCACUCCCAAAUAUUUGAGCCUGGACCUCAUAAAAUAUAAAGCAUUCUAUUUCAGCUUCCUCCUCCCGUCAGGGGUAAUGGAUCUACGUAUGAAUGAAUCAUGAGAAGGUCCUCAACUGAUCGCUGUGUGAAACGGAACACAGGUUAAGUUGGCCAGAAACAUCUCCGGACCCCCCAGGUAUAGACAGGAGCAGGAAUGCUGCACCCUGCCUGGGGCUUUUGUCGAACCAAGCGGCCAAGGACCAUCAGCCCAGCUCUGCCACAUCAGUUUACCCAGAGGAGGAGGGGAGACCCAGGCUCCUUUCUCAACACUCAUCUGGGUCUCUGCGAACACCUCCCGGCUCUAACUAGUCAAUCGUUGUCGUUCUGACACACUGGAGAGACGAUCAGACAACCCUCUUACUGUUCGUUUCAUAGCGUUUGUAUUGAACCAUUAAGAAUAUACAAUACAUAGAAAACAAGGACAUGAAUACAUUACAGUUUCAUCUUUAGAGGGUUUUACGAAUGCAGCUUAGCAAGUUAUGACCCGUGUACAGGUGAUGCAUUGAUCAGAUGGAACAUUACAUAGAAAACAGUGUACCAAUUAGACAAAUCACUUUAGUAGAAAUAAUCGUCAAUGUGCUUUUGGAGUCAAUGUCUUUACAAGUGAAUCUGGCUCCGAGGGCAGUGCAUCCUCGUCAACUCUCUCAAAUGUUCUCAACAGGGCCAAAAAAAAUAAAACA
Molecule: messenger RNA, 3571 nt
Organism: Hypomesus transpacificus
Lineage: Eukaryota; Metazoa; Chordata; Actinopteri; Osmeriformes; Osmeridae
Gene: bcl7a
Product: BAF chromatin remodeling complex subunit BCL7A
Exons: 6
Coding region: 95-706 (203 amino acids)
Source: RefSeq, a predicted model, not a curated record